UUCCAAUUUAUCCUUUUGAAAAUUUCGCAGCCUAUCCACAUUCACUCGUAAUUUGUGGCUUGGCAAUCGCUAUUAGAUUUCCCUGCCAAUGGCUAAACAUUGUCCUCUUCCACUUCCUCUUCCUCGCUGUUUCUGUGCUCUUCACUUCAACAAUUUGGCGCCAGCUUUGAGUUGUGAAUUUCUCUUAUUAUUAUUAUAGAAUGGAGAGAUUUUAUUAUUCUCAACGAGAGAGCGUUCUUUUAGGGUAUAAUUAUAAUAAUAAUAAGUCCCUAAUAGAGAGGGCGUCGUCGACGAAUCCGAGCACGCCGCAGAGAAAUUGGGACGUUGAUUUCACGGACGUCUUCGGGGGGCCGCCACGGCGGUCUUCGGUAAAUGAAACGCGGCAGAGUGUGAGUGAGUUGGAGGAGUUGAGAGGAGAGGAAGGGGAAAGUGGUUGGUGUGAGAAACCAGUAUUUGGGGAGGAUAAUGGAAACAGAAGGCGUUUCCCAAACAAGAGCAAUGACUUUUUUUAUGACAUAUUCGGAGGGGAGGAGUCACCGAGCGUAUGUUCGACGCCGAAGAAGCGCGUGGGGGAGUCUUUCACGGCGAGAGUGUUGAGUCCUGCACGUCCUCUGCCUCCUGCUGCUGAUCCCGUUGGUUUCCCAGUACCAUUCAGCCUUCCAGCCAAAUUGACAAAUGGGGUGGACCUUCCAACAUUUGGUUCCCCAACUAGGAGUAGGAACCCUCUCGACAACAUCGACGAUGGUAUUGCUGGUUCAAAUGGAUUAGGCUCUUCAGAUUCUCAUCUAUCUAGAUUUUCAACCCAGUGCAAGGAGUUGAAAAAUGAUUUAAACCCACAUUUCCGACAAAGUCUUCUUUCACAGGAAUCUUCGAACAUGAGCAUAUCAGAUCAAGCAGACACAGGAAGCAAUAUGAAACAACAGAUAUCUAUUAGUGAAGUUUCACGUAGUACCACUAAUUGCGAGUUCCAUUUCUCAAUAUACAAAUGGGCAAGCAAAGGGGUACCGUUGGUGAUGCCUUUUAGGACAGAGAGAGCCUCAAGGACAAAAGAGAAGGUUAAACUUGAGAGAUGCUCAAGCGCUAAGGAAUGGAAGAUCAAUGAGAUUACCCCACAGAAUCCUAUAGCAAACAAGGGUUCUUCUUUGCUGAUUAAUAGAAAACAAGAUGUGUCAACUACUUCCACAGCUACUAAAAAAGGGGCCGAUUCGCAUCAAAUUGUGGAACAAAUACUUUCUGCCAAAGCUCAAUCAGAUACAUCGAGCAGUCCUAAAACUGUUACUAAAGAAGUUCCUGGUAGUUCUACCUCGUGUGACGAUGGAGCAGUAGAAUCAAGUACUCAUUCUAAAACCGAGAUCGGCUUCUCUGGAAAAACUGUAACAGCAAACCAAACUCAGAAGCUUCAGCCCAAACAGCUACAUUCUCUGCUGAAAGAAGAUGAUGAGAAACAAGAUUGUGAUGAGGUGAUUAUAAGGGAGAAUGAAGAAAACAAGAUCAAAACCACAAAAAAGUUAUCUGCUAUUUUUGAUGUUGCCGUGAAUCCUAAGAAACAAGAAGAAAAAGUUUUAUUGAGAGAUGUAGGACAUAGCAAAGCUUCUUCCGAGGGUUCAUUAAACUCAGGUGAGAAUAUGGGGAAAGGUCGAGUUAAAGGAAAGGUCAAAGAAUUCGUUCGAAUUUUCAACCAAGAAGCUGUAACAAAGCCCAAAGUUGAUUUCAAAUCUCAACUUCUGGGUUCUAUACACAAGCAGAGAGAUGCUUUAAGGACAAAGAUUGAAGUGGAAGGUAAUCAUGAACAAUCCAAAAAGGACAACUCUGCCACAGAGACUACCAAUACCUUUGCUAAUAAUUUGUCACAUCAAGACGAUAACUCAAUGUCAGCAAUUCCUGAUAUAUCGUUUGCUGUUGUUGGAGAUAAAGACGAGUUCUUCCAUGGGAAUUUCAUGAUACGAGUAAUAGCCCAAGAUGAGGGCGAGAUCUUACAAAACCAAGAAACUCAAGAAAUCCAAGUCAUUGACAAUAAGAUACAACAGUGGUCUAAAGGAAAGGAAGGAAACAUACGCUCCCUGCUAUCAACAUUACAAUACGUACUUUGGCCGGAGUGUGGCUGGAAGCCUGUGCCUCUUGUUGAUAUAAUUGAAGGGAAUGCGGUGAAAAGGGCAUAUCAAAGAGCUUUACUGUGUCUGCAUCCAGAUAAGUUGCAGCAAAAGGGUGCCGCUUCACAGCAAAAAUACAUUGCAGAAAAAGUUUUUGACAUUUUACAGUCUGGCAGAUUUGGUAUGAGGCCAAAUUUCGGAUGCAAUUGAUUAGGAUCAUUCAAGUUACCUAAUACCAAAUGGAUAGUGCAUUCAAUUCUUGAAUCUUGAGACGUGCAGAAGAAACCAGCUUAGCUAAUGACAUUCUAGAUUUAUGUUCUAUUUUCAGCAUUCUUCUUCCCUAGCUUGUAACCCAAGUUAUAGCGCUUAAUAUUUUGCAGUGCAGAGAGAAAAGCAACUCAUGAUUAUUUUCCUCCUACUUACUGAAAUCUUUCUACUCCAUUGCUAACCAUCAAACCGUAUUAUGUCCUCAAAAUGAGAGGCACAUACAUAUUAGCACAAAAUAUAGUAGAUUAUUAAUAAUGGCUGUGCUGAAGACAAAGUCAUGCUAAUAAAUAUUUAUUUGAUAACAUGUGCACUGUGACUGUGGUCAAUUCUUAGGAAGUCAUUCAAAUGUAGUAAAUGAUUAAUAUGUCUUAUCAUGAUUGACAGGUGUAUUUUCAUGCAUACUUUUUUUUUUUAACAAAAACUGAAUUAGAUGACCAUGUUUUACAAUGCAGGAAGCAUGGACACAAUUCAAUAUAUUUGGUGUACUCUAAUUUUGUCAAUACCAUUAUUAAGAAGUUAUCAUUGAUACAAUUUGUAAUAUAAUAUAAAUGAUCCGAGUCUUCAAAUGUGUAAUUUUCUUUUCUGCUAUGCAUCCACCAGUAUCUUUUCCCCCCUCAACACAUUAGUUUAGUUUUUCUUAUUGAUACGUCUUCUGCAUGAUAAAUGUAUAUUUACAGGUAAUGCAAGGCAACUGACCCCAGGCUAUAUAAUCUGCCCGUAUCAGCUUUCUCUCGUUAAUUUCUGUAUAUUUGUGAUUUCUAUACACUGUUCGUAAUGAUACAAAUUGUUAAAUACGCACUUCAACGCUCCGCUUUGUUAAAUCGUGGUUUUCUUUAGUGUGGGUAACAAAGCCCGCACAGAAACGUACGGGGUAGAACUUGGGCGAUAUGCACUGCCCCUUAAUGGUUUUGUCUUUUACUUGUUUGGGACCGUUGCUAGAUAAAUUGCUCAUUAUUGUUGUAAGUUCCUAGUAAAGCGUAUAUAACAGCAAUAAAAUCUUAUUACAUGCAAUCAAAAUUAAAAGCUCAUUAAGAUUUACAAAUAAGAAAACUAAUGUAUACACAGUAUAUCAUAUACCUCGUGUUCAAUAAAUAAAUAACCCAAUGUGAUUUUUUCAAUCAAUGAGUUAAACCUAAUCUUAAUUUAUUCAUUAAUGGGUCAUAAAUUUCUUAUUUACACACUCAGAUCAUGCAAAGUCUAAAUUAAAAUGCCAAGGCUCAAAUCAAAACCGAUGUACACGUUUAUUUUCAUAAUCAAGAUUGUCACUUGCAUAUUCAAAUUAACUAGUACACAGAUUCAACUAACUCAACGUUUUUACAGCGUGCAUCUGAAUCCCUACAAAAUUGCAGUUUUGUCCCAAUUUAAUUCGUGACUGUUAACAAAUGCAGCCUGAAUGUAAUAGCCCAUUGUUAGAUAAUAUUGAGCAAUUCCUUUUAAAGGACGUUGCUGCUCGUUAGGGGCUUCGGUCCCUCAUAAGAACCCCAAAAAAAAAAAAAAAAUCUCGCCUGAGCUUGUUCUACCUAAUGCAAAAAACAUUAAAUAAAUAAAAA
Messenger RNA from Abrus precatorius (Indian licorice), 3907 nucleotides. RefSeq names its product J domain-containing protein required for chloroplast accumulation response 1. The record is from RefSeq and is a predicted model, not a curated record. The transcript is spliced from 9 exons. Gene Ontology annotation, cellular component: intracellular membrane-bounded organelle; cytoplasm; vesicle. Gene Ontology annotation, molecular function: clathrin binding. The coding region runs from base 201 to 2300 and encodes 699 amino acids. Gene Ontology annotation, biological process: clathrin-dependent endocytosis; clathrin coat disassembly. NCBI's taxonomy places the organism in Eukaryota, Viridiplantae, Streptophyta, Magnoliopsida, Fabales, Fabaceae.